Magnolia sinica is the source of this 405-nucleotide messenger RNA. RefSeq lists its product as uncharacterized. The record is from RefSeq and is a predicted model, not a curated record. The coding region runs from base 1 to 405 and encodes 134 amino acids. The transcript has a single exon. NCBI's taxonomy places the organism in Eukaryota, Viridiplantae, Streptophyta, Magnoliopsida, Magnoliales, Magnoliaceae.
AUGCAGAUAGGAAGUAGCGUUCAAAUUUCCACCGGCGAGAGGCGCCGGAAUUCACCGGAUAAGUCAGUUUCCAGUCGCCAGUUGAAGAAGAGCAUGAGUUUACUUCACAAUUCUCUGGCAGAUAUGUCAGUGUCUGGUCGCCAGUUGAAGAAGAGCAUGAGCUUCCACAACAAUUCUCCAUCAGCAUCUCCAAGGCCACAGCAGACUUGUACAUGCUCGCCGUCGGACCAUCCAGGUUCGUUCAGGUGUAGCCGUCACAAGCCUGUGGACCCUACCAAGUGGCCGAGAAGGCGGCACACAAGCAGGGAAAUUCUGAGGAGGGCACUCUCCCCGUCAGCAUCAGGUCACCGGAGGUGGAACUUCCGGCCGAUACCCAGCCGUCUUUGUAACAUGUCCAUGGCUUGA